Penicillium canariense is the source of this 1068-nucleotide messenger RNA. RefSeq lists its product as uncharacterized. NCBI's taxonomy places the organism in Eukaryota, Fungi, Ascomycota, Eurotiomycetes, Eurotiales, Aspergillaceae. The record is from RefSeq and is a predicted model, not a curated record. The transcript has 8 exons. Bases 1 to 1068 code for a protein of 355 amino acids.
AUGUCUUCUAAUAUUCUGAUCACUGGUGCGGGGGGAUACAUAGGAGGAUCUAUUGCUGCGCACUUGCUAGCAAAGACAAACGGGCUGAUUCAGAAAGAUCAAGUCAUUGCCGCAGUAAGAUCUAAGGAGCAAGCUGAUGCUGUGUCCAAAUUGGGCAUUCGUGUGCUGCAGCUAGAUCUGUCUAACGAAAAGGAUGUGACUGAAAGCGUGCUACACCAUAACAUCAGUAUCGUUAUUCAUACUGCCUCGGUAGAUCCGAGCAUAGUGCUACCUCUCGUCAAUGCGCUGGGCAAACAGAAGCAAGUGAAUGGGGGAGAGACCCAUUUUAUUUACACUUCGGGUCUGAGCGCAUUUUACGAAAAGACCGGCUGGCCAGUCGGGUCGUUCAAAGACACAGAUCCCGUAUUUGAUACAGAGAAGCGUAUAGCAGAUUCUUUCCUUCUACGAAAGACUGACGUCGCGGUCAUCGAGCAUGCCGAAGCGCAAGGGGUCACUAGCUUCAUCGUUGUGCCUUCCUUAGUCUAUGGUAAAGGUAGCGGCGAAUGGAACAAGCUGUCUGUGGUACUGCCACUCUAUGUUAAGGCUAGUAUCUCAGCAAAAGCGGUUUACAAGUUCCCUGAAAAUCCGAGGGUAUCCGGCGUGCACAUCUCUGACUUGACUGCGCUGUACGGUUUGAUUGUUGAACACAUCCUCCGAGGAGAGACGGUUCCAAGUGGCAGAGAAGGCUACUACUUUGCACUGGCCCAUGACAUGUUCCUGGGUGAAGUUGGGGAUCAUUUGGCUAGAGCCCUUUGUGAUCGUGGCCUGAUCUCUGAUUCGAAGACCCACAACUAUUCGGAUCCCGAAGCUGCUGCGGAAUCACUGGGGGUUCCUGCGCCGUUUGUGCAGAUGUUGUGGGACUCUGGGCCGGACAUUAUCGCCGAACUUCCGCAUAGUAUUGGAUGGAAGCCGGAGUGGAAUAAGGAGCGGUUCUUGCAAGACGUUGACGAUGAGGUUCAGGCUGUAGUGGACCUUGGGAAGGCGAAAAGCAGUCUUGUUGACUCGUUAUUGAAAUCGGCGAUGGGUUAA